AGUUCCAGACCAGUUAUUCCAGAUCUGUCUUAGACAGCUGUUUGUGGACGCGCUUUGUCUCGCACCGAAUACACGCAACCUUGGCCAAAAACUAGUUCAGUGACCACUUCCGGGGGAAAUGGCCGCGGCGCGUGGCAUCCGCUUCUACUACGAUCUUAUCUCGCAACCUUGCCGUGCGUUGUACAUUUUCCUCGAGCAGACCAAAAUCCCGCACCAAAAGUGUCCGACGGCGCUGCGAAAAUGGGAGCACACGACGCCGGAGUUUUUGCGGACGGUGAAUCGGUUCGGCAAGCUGCCGGCGAUUGUGGAGGAGGAGUCGGGGUUUAAGCUGGCGGAAAGUAUUGCCAUUUUGAGGUAUUUGUCGCGGGAGCACUCGGUGCCGGAUCAUUGGUACCCGCGGGAUAGCCGGAGGAGGGCGCGGGUUGACGAGUACCUGGAGUGGCAGCACAGUAACACCCGGUUGCAUUGCGCCGGGUAUGUUCGGUACGUUUGGAGGGGACCGCUGCGGGGAGAGGCUGUUGAGAGGCAGGUCGCGGAACGGCUUCGGGCGGAGAUGAUUGCCUGUUUGGACUUUAUCGAGUCGAACCUGCUGCGGGAGGAUGUGCCGUUUAUCGCGGGUCAGGACAUUUCCAUUGCGGAUUUGGUCGCGGCUUGCGAAGUUGAACAACCUAAACUCACCGGUUACGAUGCGAGGGUGGGCAGACCAAAGAUGACCGCAUGGUUGCAACGGGUUAAGGAAUUUACCCAUCCGGACUACGAGGCUGCGCACAAGGUGAUGUUGAGGUUUGCGCCAACGGUGGCGUGAGUUCAGGAACAUUAGCUCAAUUAUACUUAAGGUGCUACACGUGUCGUUUAGCGAUUCAGUUCAACAAUAAAGUAUUUCUUGUCUAUUUUUUUCAAACCUAUUCAA
Messenger RNA from Culex pipiens pallens (northern house mosquito), 910 nucleotides. RefSeq names its product glutathione S-transferase theta-1-like. Gene Ontology annotation, molecular function: glutathione transferase activity. The record is from RefSeq and is a predicted model, not a curated record. The coding region runs from base 119 to 805 and encodes 228 amino acids. The transcript has 3 exons. Lineage: Eukaryota; Metazoa; Arthropoda; Insecta; Diptera; Culicidae. Gene Ontology annotation, biological process: glutathione metabolic process. Gene Ontology annotation, cellular component: cytoplasm.